GGUGGUAUCUGGUAGCUAACAGCUGGUGUCUGGUUGUAGCUGGUGGUAUCUGGCCACCACCACCACCGCCGCCACUGCCACCACUGCCACCGCCACCACCGCCAUCACCACCGCCGCCACCACCACUGCCGGCACCGCCGCCAUGUCCUGGUACGUGGGCCCGCUGUCCCGUGCCGAAGCCGAGGCUCUGCUGGGCCCGGCGGUCCCCGGCGCGUUCCUGGUGCGCGACAGCCGCUCCUGCCCCGGCGAGCUGGCGCUGAGCGUGGCAGAGGCACCGGCCCCGGGCCACCAGCACCACCACCAGCACCACGACCAGCACCACGAGCACCAGCACCAGCAGCAGCAGCGCACGGCACGGAUCUCGCACUACAUCAUCAACCGCGCCGGCGGCGAGCUCCGGAUGGGGGACCGGCGCUUCGGCAGCCUGGAGGAGCUGGUGGAGCACUACCGGCGGCACCGGCUGGACACCACCACGCUGCUUGUGCCGGGCGCGGGCGGUGCCGGUGGCGAUGCGGGAGGAGGAGGAGGAGGCGGGGGGAGCAACACACAGGAGGUGGCAGAGAGGCGGGCGCGGUCGGAGUGCUCCGGCUCCGGCACUCUCCGGCGCCGCGGCAAAGCCCGGCCACAUCGCAGCGCCGCCGCCGCCGCCAACAACAACAACCACCAGCAUCACCAGCAGCAGCAGCAGCAGCAGCAGCACGACCACAACGAUGACCACGCCUCCUCCUCCUCCGCCGCCGCCGCCGUCCUGGAUGAGCGGCAGGCUUGCGGCCCGUCGAGGGGGCUCGGUGAAUGCGACCGCGGCCGGGACAACGGGGCCUGGCCCGGCGGUGGCGGCGGCGUCGGCGUCGGUGUCGGCGUCGGCGUCGGCCCGGAGGCCAUCGACAGACUCGCCAGCGUCUCCCGCAAGCAGGCGACGCUGCCCCGCCGCUCCAGGUGUCACUCCGGCGGCGGCGGCGGCGGCGGCGGCAUCGCGGCCGGCGCCGGGCCCGGCCGGCUGGUGCGAGCCCUCUACGACUUCGACGGCAAGGACGCCGAGGACCUAGCGUUCCGCCGCGGCGAGACGCUCACCGUGGUGUCGGCGCCGGCGCCUGCCCAGGGCCAGUGGUGGACGGCCGCCAACGACCGCGGCCGCGUCGGCCAGAUCCCCAUGAACUACGUGGAGCUGCUGCCGCCGCCGCCGCCUCGCGGGACCGGGAGCACGGCCGACGCGGUCCGGCCGCGGGGCGAGGAGGAGGAGGAGGAGGAGGAGGGGGCGAGACGGAGGCGUGGCGGCUGCGGUGUUGGAGGCGGCGGUGUCGGAGGUGGCGGUGUCGGAGGCGGUGCCGGUGCCGGUGCAGUCGGCGGCGGCCUGCUGGGGGUGAGGGUGCCGGUGUUGGCGAGGGUGGUCCAGGACCGCACCCCGACGCCCUACGACACCAGUGCCCUCAGGCUCAAGGUGGGCGAGGUGGUGAAGGUGGUGAGGGUGGACGUCAGCGGCCAAUGGGAGGGCGAGGUGGCCGGGAGGCGUGGCUUCUUCCCCUUCACCCACGUGCAGCUCCUGGCAGGGCCUCGCUGACACGCGGCGGAGGUGGAAGUCGUAGAUUCUGCCGCCCCACCGGGAGAUGAUGAUGAUGAUGACGACGAUGGUGUGGCGAUGAUGCCGGCCAACAACUCAAAUAGAGAAGAAGAUGAUGGCGGCGGUGGUGGCGGUGGUGGCGGUGGCGGUGGUUGGGGAGACUCUGGGUAGAUGGCGGGAGACUCCGGGGAGACGCUAGGAGAUGGUGGGAGAUUCUGGGAGUCUCUGGAGAGAUGGUGGGAGACUCUGGGGAGAUGGUGGGAGUCUCGGGGAGAUGCUGGAAGAUGUUGGGAGAUUCUGGGAGUCUCUGGAGAGAUGGUGGGAGACUCUGGGGAGAUGGUGGGAGUCUCGGGGAGAUGCUGGAAGAUGUUGGGAGAUUCUGGGAGUCUCCGGAGAGAUGGUGGGAGACUCUGGGGAGAUGGUGGGAGUCUCGGGGAGAUGCUGGAAGAUGUUGGGAGAUUCUGGGAGUCUCUGGAGAGAUGGUGGGAGACUCUGGGGAGAUGGUGGGAGUCUCGGGGAGAUGCUGGAAGAUGUUGGGAGAUUCUGGGAGUCUCCGGAGAGAUGGUGGGAGACUCUGGGGAGAUGGUGGGAGUCUCGGGGAGAUGCUGGAAGAUGUUGGGAGAUUCUGGGAGUCUCCGGAGAGAUGGUGGGAGACUCUGGGGAGAUGGUGGGAGUCUCGGGGAGAUGCUGGAAGAUGUUGGGAGAUUCUGGGAGUCUCUGGAGAGAUGGUGGGAGACUCUGGGGAGAUGGUGGGAGUCUCGGGGAGAUGCUGGAAGAUGUUGGGAGAUUCUGGGAGUCUCCGGAGAGAUGGUGGGAGACUCUGGGGAGAUGGUGGGAGUCUCUGGGGAGAUGGUGGGAGUCUCUGGGGAGUCUCCGUGGAGACGCUGGGAGACGCUGGGAGAUGCUGGGAGAUGCUGGGAGUCUCUGAGGAGACGCUGGGAGAUGCUGGGAGAUGCUGGGAGAUGCUGGGAGACUCCGUGGAGAUGCUGGGCGACUCUGGGGAGAUGGUGGGAGUCUCUGGGGAGUCUUUGUGGAGACGCUGGGAGACGCUGGGAGAUGCUGGGAGAUGCUGGGAGAUGCCUGGAGUCUCUGAGGAGACGCUGGGAGACGCUGGGAGAUGCUGGGAGACUCCGUGGAGAUGCUGGGUGACUCUGGGGAGAUGCUGGGAGAUGCUGGGAGUCUCUGGAGAGAUUCUGAGAGACUCGGGGAGAUGCUGGAAGAUGCUGGGAGUCUCUGGGGAGAUGCUGGGAGACUCCGUGGAGAUGGUGGGAGACUCCGUGGAGACGCUGGGAGACGGUGGGAGAUGGUGGGAGUCUCCGUGGAGAUGGUGGGAGAUGGUGGGAGACUCUGGGGAGAUGGUGGGAGAUGGUGGGAGAUGGUGGGAGACUCGGGGAGAUACUGGAAGACUCCGGGGAGACGCUGGGAGUCUCUGGGGAGACUCGGGGAGAUGCUGGAAGACUCCGUGGAGAUUCUGCGAGACUCCGGGAGAUUCUGGGAGACUCCGUGGAGAUUUUGGGAGACUCCGUGGAGAUUCUGGGAGACUUCGUGGAGAUUCUGGGAGACUCGUGGAGAUUCUGGGAGACUCCGUGGAGAUUCUGGGAGACUCGGGGAGAUACUGGAAGACUCCAGGGAGAUGCUGGGAGUCUCUGGGGAGACUCAGUGGAGACGCUGGGAGAUGCUGCGAGUCUCUGGGGAGAUGAUGAAAGACUCUGGGGAGAUUCUGUGAGACUCCAAGAGACGCUGGAAGAUGCUGGGAGUCUCUGGGGAGACUCCGGGGAGACGCUGGGAGUCUCUGGGGAGGUGACAAAGACUUUUCCCCGACACGUCCCUGUGAUUCGGGCCGCCGAGGGUUACCGCUCAAGAACAUUCGGGAACCGUUGGAUGAUGCUGAAGACCAACGCAGAGGAAAUGUGGACGUUAUUGGUAGCAGUAGUGAUUAGCAUUGAAGCAUCGUCGGAAACAACAUUGUACGAGCGUUGGUUUUACCCUUCAUGGCAAUAAAACGACCUGUGUUUUGAUGUUAAAA
Messenger RNA from Petromyzon marinus (sea lamprey), 3584 nucleotides. NCBI's taxonomy places the organism in Eukaryota, Metazoa, Chordata, Hyperoartia, Petromyzontiformes, Petromyzontidae. The record is from RefSeq and is a predicted model, not a curated record.